AUGGGGGGUUGCGUGGGCAAGCCGCCCCUCUCUCCCCCAGGCGUUCCCCGCGGCGACAGCUUCUUCGACGGCCCGCGCGACGCCGGAAGACGUAGAAGCGCCGCGCACGAAUCGGCGACGCGCAACAAGCUAGGAACAGAGGUUCCGCUGCCGCCGCUCGAGAGAAAAUCCAGCGGCGGGGUGCAGCGGUUCUCUGAGCCCGCCGCGCAAGCUACGCCGUCGCAGAAGCACGCGUGGGCGCAGCCUUCCGCCGUCUGCGCGGACAAGCUGCUGCCCGGCGCGGAUGACCGGGCGGGCCGGCGGAGCGAGGAGGGCGCGUCGGGAUUCCUUCCCGGAUCGCCCCCCGACAGCUCCGAGUGGCAAGUAAACGAGCCGCUCGAUUUGUCCGUAAUCACGGGCCGUAGCGCCAUCCCCACGCCUCCACGCAGCGCCUCCGGCGGCGGCGCCACCGGCGGUGGCGCAGCGGCGGGUGCGCGGCAUCAUCCCGGCGAGGCGCGGUCAUCGUCCGGCUUGGCACCCGUGGUGAUGCCGACUCAUAUCGCAGGCCAAGCCGUUCCGAUCGGACCGCGCGGAUUCGAUGGGGACGAGUCGCGAGACGGAUCGCGGCAGAGCCUGGCGUCGCGCGGCGGCAACAGCUGUUGGUCCGCGACGGCCGGCGCGGCGGCGGCCGGCACGCCGACGAACCCGCCGCUGUACGCGCGGAUGGCAGGGAGCAUGCACGGCGCGGGGGUGCUGAGCGGCGGGGGGAUCGUGGGCGGAAGGGGGAGCAGCGGGUACGGGAGCGGCGGCGGCAGCGGCGGGGGCGACUCGAUGAAUGGCGGCGUGGUGGUGGGCAUGAGCAGCUCGUCUAUGCAUGCCGGCGCGAUCUCCGGUGGCGGCUCGGGGCACGGAAGCAGCGUGGCGCUUAGGGCGGCGCAGGCGGCGAAGCUGAGGGCGGCGCGGACGGCGCAGGAGAGGCACAACGUGCGCAUCGUGGGGACGGGCCCCGAGCUCCUCGUAUUCUCCCACGGCUUCGGCUUCAACCAGUCCAUGUGGACGCAUGUGCUGGAAUCGUUUGACACCGCUCUGUACCGCAUUGUGCUCUACGACCUCACUGGUGCUGUAGGGUCAGACAGCGAUGCGUUUGACUUUCAGCGCUACAGCACGCUGCAUGGCUUCGCAGAGGACCUGCUACAGCUGCUCACAGAGAUGGGCGUCGAGGGCGACUGGGGCCAGCAGUGCACGCUGGUGGGGCACAGGCAGAGCGGCAUGAUCGCACUGCUGGCAGCCAUCGAACGGCCCAAACUCUUCAAACGCAUCGUGCUGCUCGCCUCUACGCCCAGGCUGCUGGAGGCCCCGCCCGACUACAAAAGCAGCUUCGGCCUUUCUGACCUGGACAAGGUCUUUGGCAUCAUGCAAGGAAACUUCCGGUUGUGGACCAAGGGGUGUGCUCCUGUAUUGAACGCGGACGAUGUGAAGGCGGCGCAUGUGAGGGAGGUCACGCGGCCGCUCUUCUCUCUGCGCCCCGACGUUGCCUUCUCGUGCCUCAAGACCACCUUUGCCUGUGACCUGCGUGAAGUGCUGCCUCAGGUAGAGGUACCAGUGCAUAUGCUCUUCCUAGAGGGCGACCCCGCCACUCCCCCGGCUGUAGCGGAAUACAUGCUGCGCCACAUGCCCUGCGCUACAGCCGAGGCCCUCCCUGCCAGGUCCGUGCACCAGCAGCCUGAUGUUGUGGCGGGCGGCAUUCUUCGGCUGCUUCAGGCCGCCCCGGAGAACUCUAGUGGGUCUCAGUUGACAGGUGGUGGGUUGCGCCCGUGGCUGCGCAUGGGCGCGCCGGCGAUCAUUCAGUGGCAGCGCGGGGACAAGCGCACGGGCUUUUCCAAGCCGGUGCGCGCGCAGCGCGAUGAGGGCGGCGCGGACGAGAACGCGUUUAAAGUGGUCAUCGACCAGACAUUCCGAGUCCCCGCCACGCUGUACCGCGAGCGCGGCGGCCCCGGCGCGCCGUACCAGCGCAAGACCGCGGCGUUUUCGAUCCACGAGGCGCAGGCGGACGACUCGGCGCAGCCCAAACCAACCGCGCUGGGGAAGGCGUCGCUCGACCUCUCCGCCUUCGCGGACUGCGCCGGCGCGCUCCCGCACGCGCUCCCCGUGCAGGUCUCUAAGUCUCUAAGCGCGGCGCUAGGCCGCCCCGAGCUGCACCUGACGGUGGAGUGCGUGGGGAAGAAGCUGAGUAAGGAAGCCGCGGCGGAAGAGGCGGGCGCGGGGGGGUACGGCGCGGGGGGCGCGGGCGCGCUGCCGCGGUUCUACCCGACGAAGCUGGAGCCGCUAGAAGACGCGGAGGACACGGCGGGGUCGUCGGGGGACGAGACUUGCUACUCGGACGCCGCUGGGUCCGUCACUGGCGGCGGGGGGAGCCGCGUCGGGCCGCUCUCCGACCACGGGGGGAGCGAUUCCGAGCACAUGCGCGGAGGGGGGGCGCACGGGGCGCACGGCGCGCAUGGAGGGCAGGGGGGGAAGGGGUCAGGGAGGGAGCAUAGGCGGAAGGACAGUGGGGCGUCGUCAGGGGGGCAUGAGAAUCAGAGCAGCGAUACGGAGAUGGUCAGACGGGGGAGUGGCCCGAGGAGAGGGCAUGCGGGAGGGUACGAGGACCAAGGGAGCUCCACGCCAGGCUCGGCAGCAGGCUCGGCAGCAGGCUCGGCAGCAGGCUCGGCAGCAGGUUCGGCAAGUGGUUCGCCAAAGCGAGCGGGAGAGGGGAGUAGGAGUCUGAAGGGCACGCCAGGGAGCGCGAGAGAGGGGAGAGGCGCGGGCAGGAGUGAGAAGGGGCGGGGGAGAGAUCGCAGAAGGUACUCAGGGGGCGAAAUGGACCUCAAUCUCGCGUUCCAGGCGUCAGCGGGGGGAGCGAGGGCGCAGGGCGCGGGGGGCGGGGGAUUGCCGCCGGUGGGCGCGGGGGGCGCGGGGGAAGCGGGGCUGGGGGGUCGCAUGGCGUCUCUGCCGGUUGGUGGGGGCGCGGGCGGGGGAAUGGAUGAGGCAUGGGCGCAGGAUGCGUGGGAGGAGGGGGAGGAGGGGGAAGAGGGGGAGGAGGAGGGGGAGGAGGGGGAGGGGGGGCGAGGGGAGGGUUUGGAGGAGGGGGAGGACGAGGGGGGGCAUGAUGGGUUUGGGGAGGAGGAAGGGGAAGCGGAGAUGGAAGGAGGGUCGUUUGAAGAUCUGAAUGACGCCUUUGGUAACAUGGGUGGUGGUAACAUGGGCGGUGGUAACAUGGGCGGUGGUAACAUGGGCGGUGGUAACAUGGGCGGUGGUAACAUGGGCGGUGGGGGCAAGGGCAGGGGUGGUGGAGGGGAGGGAGCAGACAUGCAUGACGUGUAUUCGCAUGAUAUCUACGUGCAUGACCCGCAGGGCACCCAUGACAUGCAUGGUGAUGGGGAUGGUGAUGGUGAUGGUGAUGGUGAUGGUGAUGGUGAUGGUGAUGGUGAUGAUGGUGGUUUGGAUGAUAUGUAUGGGCAGGACGACAUGCAUGAUAUGUACGGGCACCAUGGCAUGGGGAGGGGCAUGGGCAUGGGGAGGGGCAUGGGCAUGGGGAGGGGCAUGGGGAUGGGGAUGGGCAUGGGGAUGGGGAUGGGCAUGGGGAUGGGGAUGGGCAUGGGGAUGGGCAUGGGGAUGGGGAUGGGCAUGGGGAUGGGGAUGGGCAUGGGGAUGGGUAUGGGAGGGGAGGAGCAGGAGGAGGAGGAGGUGAGGGAGGAGGAAUUGGAAGACCUGUCUCUAGCUUAUGAGAGGGGAGGGCCGGGGCAACCGCAUGGGGGCGGCAUGGGGGCGGACGGAGGGAUGGGGACAAGGAAAGGCGGGCGGCAGCAGCAGCAGGGAGGCGGGGAGGAGUAUUGGGGCGAGGAGCAGAAGGGGGAGCAGGGGGGGAUGCAAGGGGGGUAUGGGCAUGGGCGGGGGUACCCAGGGGGCGAGGGCUAUGGGCAGGGGGAGGGGGACUAUGGGGAGGGGGGGUAUGAGGAGGGGGAAUAUGGGGAGGACGGGGGAUAUGGGCACGGACAAGGGCUUGAGCAUGGGCAUGGGCAUGGGCAAGGGCAAGGGAAGAGGAGGCAGGGACGAGGGGGGUAUGAUGAUGCAGAGGGGGAGUAUGUGCAAGUGGAUGAAAGGGAGGGUGAGGAGGAGGGGGAUGAUGGGGAAUACAUGCAAGAUGGUGAUGGUGGUGAUGAUGGUGACGGUUAUAAUGAUGGUAAUGGUGGCACCGGUGGUGCUGGCAUGAACGGGGGCGAGGGGGAGUACGACGAGGCGUUUGGGUUCGAGCAGAGGCAGGGCAGCUACGGCCAUGCAGAGAGGUACGGGGACCGGCAGGGGGGGUAUGCGGAUGGGUACGCAGAGGACGGGUAUGGGGAGCAUGGCAAUGAGCGGGGCGGGGGGGAGGAGGAGCAGGACGAGCAGCAGCAGGCAGAGGAGGAACAAGAGGAGGAGGAGGAAGAGGAGGAGGAAUUUGAGACGCUGCCUCCCCCACCACCAAAAUCCCCCAGGUUCCGGCAGCGGUCGUUAGACGGUAAGGACCCCGCUGGUGGUGGGGGCAUGAGUCCGUUCGGUGACGGGCUGCUAUAUGGUCUCACCUCGCCCUCCAGCCCGGCAGGCGACCUCUUCCCCGUCAACCUCAAGAAACCCAUGCCCUACGUCGGCGGCUCUUUGGGCAUCGAUGCGGUUACCGCGUCGCCGCCCAGAGCUGGCAGCAGCAGCGGCGCGGGCGGCGGGAGUGGGUCCGAGUCGGGUAGUACUGGGGGGGGUGGUGGGGGCGGGGGACGGGGAGGUGCGGGGGUGCUGGGGCAGUCGAAGAGCAUGAAAGUGGUUGGGGAGCGGGCAGGGGAGAGAGAAGAGGAGCGGGGAGGGGGGGACGCGUCGAGUUUGGAGUUUGAGUGGAGGAAGGUGCGGACAGAGAAGAAGCUGGUAGAGGAGGAGAAGCGAGCUCUGCAGACCCUGGGGGACGAGGUGCAGCGGCUGAGAGUGUGGGCUGAGAACGAGCGCGCCCGGCUUAAGAAGGAGCACGCGCAGAUUGAGAUGGAUAAGAAGCGGUGCAGUGAGUUGGAGAGCCAAAUGGCGGAGUUUUCGGCGUGGUCGGAGGCGGAAGAGGAGAGGAUACGGAGGGAGAGGGAGGAGGCAGAGCAGAUGAAAGGGGCGGCAGAGGCAGCGGAGAGAAGGGUGAGGGAGGAGAGGGAGCGGUUUGAGUGGGAGCAGCAGCGCGUGGCUGAGGAGAAAACGCACAUCGACGAAGCUGCUGCUUCGGUGGCCGAGGCUCUGGCUCGGGCUGCCGAGGCUGAGGAGCGGGCGAGGAGCGCGGAGCGGAAUUUCGGGCGGCUGCCCGGGGAUUUGAGGGAUGCGGCAAUGGCUGACGUGGCAGUGUAUGCAGUUCGGCCGGAACACGGGGGAUCGGUGAGACAAGUUCACACUCCCGCGAGGCGGAUAGCGAGGGCUUACGCGUUCGUGCGGGUUCACGAGGGGGAUGAGAGGGUGGGGGGCGUGGCGAGAGUGGCCGUGACUGCACUGACUCUGGUUUCCAAAGCUGCUGCUGAUGAUGCUGCUAGGCUUCUCUUUUGGUGGUCCAAUACUGUGAUGCUCAGGGAAGCCAUUGCUAGCAUUGCUCCCACUGAAGCUAGUUCCGAUGAGCCCCACUCUGCCAAUUCCUCCUCCUCCUCCUUCCCCCUCUCCGACCGAACCUCUUCUGGUUCGGAACCGGAUUCCGAACCUGGUGGGGGUUCCGGGCCUGGGAAAAGGGGUGGGAGAGGAGGGGGGGCCGGGGGAGGAGGGGCAGGGGGGGGAGGGGAAGGGGGGCGGGAGGCGUGGGGCAGUCCGGGGGCGCUGGUGGCGGCGCUGAGGCGCCUGGAGGAGUGGCAGCACGGGCGGUGCGUGCAGCUGGUGUGGCACAAGGUGAGUGCUGGGGGAGUGGGGGGAGCAGGGGGGGCAGCGUAUAAGGGGGAACAGGUAUUCCUCCCUGCCCUACGCCGCUCCCCCACCUCCCAGCCGCCCGCCUCCUCCUCCUCGUCCACCCUCUCAGCCGCCUCCUCUCUCUUCUCCUCCCUCGCCUCUGCCGCCUCUACCAGCGCCUCCUCCCUGCCCUGGCCGGGCGGCAGCACCGUGGGCGGCGCACUGGGACUGGGCGGCCAGAAGAAGCCGGCAGCGCCUGUGGCAGGCGGAGUGGGAGACGCUGAGAGGGCGCCAUGGUGGAGCAAGCUGGUGGGUGUGGAGCGGUGGAGAGCGGUGCUGCACGAUGCGUCCUUCAGCCUCUGCCCGCAGCGUGCCAUGGGGCGAUGCUGCGGAUGCCUGUAUCUGCUGGAGAAGCAGGUCCUGGAGCAUUGUCUCCUGCGUCUCGACUCAGCAAUCUUCAACGCACUCCUGCGCUCCAACCCUGACGCGCAUCCCGCCGACCCUCUUGCCGACCCUGUCACCGAGCCUGCCGCCCUGCCGUUCACAGCCACGGGCAAGCUCACCUACUCGCACGGCAUGCACCUCAAAUACGCUACAUCAGCAUGGGCGACCAUGUUUCACGACCUUGACGCUCACAUGCACGCACAGAUCGACUACCUCCUAGCAUCCUCCCACCCGCCCAACCCCUCCGCACCGCUCCCCACCCCUCCGCCCUUCUCCUCAUCCCUCCUCGCCACCACCACUGCCUUCUGGGCUGGAGCCCUAGACCCCUCCGACCCCUCCCCUUCCUCCUCCUCCCCCUCCUUCUUCUCCUCCUCUUCCUCCUCCUCCUCCGCCUCUUCUGCCGCUCACCCCGCCUCCCCUCGCUUCCCUCCCAGUGCUGCUGCGGCAGCAGGGGCGGCAGUGGCAGUGACGGGGGGUCCGGGAGAGUGCUUUCCAAAGCUGAGGGCGAUGGCACAGGUGCUGCUGCUGCCUAAGGACCUGUUGGCUGACCAGGAGGCGAGGAAAGAGGUGUGUGGCGAUCUGACGCUGGCCUUGCUGCGGCGCAUUCUCCUCAUCUUUGCUCCCGAUGCCAAUGCACCCGACCCUGUAUCCUCCACUCUGCUGCAGCAGCUCAACAGCGAGGUGCAUAGCGAGUCGCGCCGCGGCAAGGCCAACCCCGCCACCAACCUCGCUCCGCUCCCCGCCACGCCCUACCGCCCGCCCCCCUCGCCAUCCGUCCGCCUGCUCCUGGGCUCUGUGCGCCUGCUGCACCUACCACAUCCUGGGUCCUCUGGGCUCGCCUUGGACCGCGGAUAUGAGAGCGACGAGGAGCUCCGGCUCGUAGAGUCCCCCGCUGACCUGCUCUCCCACAUGCUGCUUGAACUCGAGAGGGGCGGCACGGCGAGUGGAGGGGGUGUUAGUGGCAGUGGCCGGGGUGGUGGUGCUGCUGGUGGUGGGGGGGGUGGGAAGGGUGGGGUGGGGAAGGGUGGCGCGGGAGGGAAGGCACGGGUGGUGGGGCACAGGGACGGGUAUAAGAGCUCGGGGUACCAGUUGCUGGCUGACAUGUGGAGCAGACAGGCUGCUGGCAGUGGCAGUGCUGCCUCCUCCUCACAUUCCUCUGGUGCUGACACAGGUGCAUGGUAG
Molecule: messenger RNA, 7512 nt
Organism: Closterium sp. Naga37s-1
Lineage: Eukaryota; Viridiplantae; Streptophyta; Zygnematophyceae; Desmidiales; Closteriaceae
Source: the annotation of a GenBank genome assembly